Molecule: messenger RNA, 1695 nt
Organism: Punica granatum (pomegranate)
Lineage: Eukaryota; Viridiplantae; Streptophyta; Magnoliopsida; Myrtales; Lythraceae
Source: RefSeq, a predicted model, not a curated record
UGUAUGGUAUCUGAGUGAAAGGAGGGGCUCUGAGCCUGGACGCCAUUUUUGAGAGCUCGAGAGAGAGCGGACGAACCCUACUCAAUUAAUCAGUGAGCAUCACCUUUUUCAUCCCUUUCCAAUUCAAAUCUUCUUCUAUCCCCGACCCCAAGCAAAAUCAAAAGCAAGGAUUCCGUUACACCAUGAGCAGGAAGCGUCUUGCCGGGUCGGACCCCAGUCCCGACUCCAAUGACUCGGCGUUAUGGAAUAAGCGAAUAGUUGCGGGGUCCACUUUUGACAUUCAGAGAGCAGAACCAUCUCAGCAUACAUUGCCAGUAGCACCGAAGUUGGAUGCCCAGCGAGCUGAGUCAUCUAGACAGCAUGUUAGAGCUCUCAACACCCAGUUUGCCAGUUGGGUGCAGACACAGUUGAAGAAUCACCCUGAUGAACUUUGGGAAGAUGGUGUUCGGGACUAUCUUAGCCAUGCUUCAAGCAUAUUGGAGAAAUUCAGUGAUGUUGUCAAUUGGCUCAAAGCAAACACCUCAAAAGGGGAGAUUUUGUCCGCUGCCGGACCUCAUAUUGGUGAAAAGAAGUUGGUGUUGGAAAAUAAUAAGGAUGCUGUUUCAAAUUCUUCUCAGAAUACGCUGAGUUCUGUUCCACCUGGUACUAGUUCAGGAUUUUCAGCAACGUGGACCUUUGGAACUUGGAACAACAGUAAAAAAUCGGUGCCUGAAAGUAAGGAUAAUGCUUCAACUUUAUCUCAGAAUAAGGUGAAUUCUACUCCAUCUGGUACAACUCCGAGCUUUGGAGCUUUAUUGAACUCUGGAGUAUCCAACAAUAGUCAACCCACGGUGGGAUCCUUUAACCCUGAAAAGAAGGAGAGCAAAAGCAGUGAUGCAAAAUCUUCUCAGGAGAAACCUGUCAUUCCUACAUUCAGUAUUUCCACAAGUAUAAACUUUUCCAGUCCGUGGAGUUCAGGGAUGUUCUCCGGAAGCCAGACCCCCGUCUUUUCUGGUUCAGGAAUUCAGACUUCAGCCCCUGCAAACCCAGAUGCUUCUGAGGAUGGAGAUGAAGAAGCGGAACAGCCUAGCAGCCCGUCCGUGAAGAAAUCAGAAGAAAAGGGAACUACUGUUGUCCAUGAAGUCAAGUGUAAAAUUUUUGUGAAGUCCAGUGAUCCCGCCGAUAAGGAUCCAUGGAAGGAUAAGGGGACUGGCCAGCUCUCUAUCAAAUUGAAAGAAGGUGCCAUCAAGGGCUCUAAGGAAUCUAAACCAACGAUUCUCGUCCGGAAUGAUGUUGGAAAGGUGUUGCUCAAUGCUUUGCUGUACCAGGGCAUCAAGACGAUCUUGCAGAAAAAUUCUAUUGUCGCCAUAUUCCACACUGCGGAUGAUACCAACGAGCAGGUUGUGGCACGGACGUUCUUAAUUAGGACGAAAUCAGCUGAGGACCGGGAUAAGUUAGCGGCAGCAAUUCAAGAGUACGCCCCAAGUUAGUGAAGAUAGCUGCGAACAUCCGAGUCUACAAUUUUCCUUUUUUCCUUUUUCUCUUUUUUGAAAUCUGAGGCUCCGAGCUUCAACAAUGUAAUGAUGCCGUCCCUCAUUAUGAGUAUCAAUCAUCCUAGCCCCUUGAAUUUUGCAAGAUGUUUUGACCUUUAUAAACUGUACCAACUUCUUAUCCCCGCUCCCCCAGUAGCAUGAAUUAUCAAUUAUUCUUCGCCGA